AUGUCGCAGUAUUUAAAACAUUUUACCGAGAAGGAAAUCGAUAGCUUCCGAGAAGCAUUUUAUUUAUUUGCUAAAAAUCGAAAUGAAAAUCCAAUUUAUAUUAGGACUGUUGAUGAAUUAGUGUUAAUAAUGAGAAGUCUUGGAUUAUCUCCAACUGUUAAAGAAAUUACAAGCUAUAUGAAGAAAUACAACAAUAAAAUAUCAUUUUCCGAUUUUCUUGAAGUAGUUCAUAUGCAUUCCAAAGUUGAGAAACUUCCCGAUGAAAUUUUAGAUGCUUUUCAAGCAUAUGACACUAAAAACACUGGGAAAAUAAAUGCUCGCAUUUUACGGAACAUUUUAAUGAACUGGGGAGAGAAGCUAACUGAAAGAGAAAUACAGGCAACUUUUAGAGAAGCAAAUAUUUCUAUUACAGGAGAUGUUAACUAUCGUGAAUUCUUGAAAAUUAUUUCUACACCCGUACCUGAUUAUUAA
Molecule: messenger RNA, 471 nt
Organism: Chironomus riparius
Lineage: Eukaryota; Metazoa; Arthropoda; Insecta; Diptera; Chironomidae
Source: the annotation of a GenBank genome assembly